Arvicola amphibius (Eurasian water vole) is the source of this 798-nucleotide messenger RNA. RefSeq names its product SET domain containing 9 (gene Setd9). Lineage: Eukaryota; Metazoa; Chordata; Mammalia; Rodentia; Cricetidae. The record is from RefSeq and is a predicted model, not a curated record.
AUGGAAACUUUCUCCAUUUCUCAUAUCCUUCGAUACAUUCCAGAGAAGUCCAAGAAAAUUAUCUCGUGUGCACAUGGACUAGGAAUGUUACUGAAGGUUUCCAAGGCUCUAUUUUUAAAUGACUUCUGGAAACAAUCGGAUCUCUUACUGCUUCCAGAGCCUGGUGAGCCAAAAUCUCAACACCUACUGGGCGUUCAGCAUCACAGGGUGAAGCUGCUUAAAAGCACACACCACCAGCAAAGUCUCUUUACAGAAGACGUGCUUUGUAAGACCUUGGGCUUUAGGGCUGUGAGCAACUCACUGAUUUCUGAAGGAAGAGGUGUCUUGUCACUAAAGGACUGGUACCAAGGGGCAGUUGUGCCUAUGUAUUCUGGGAACAGCUCAGUUAUAGGUAUGGUAGAUCGGAAGUAUGGGUCAAUCUUUUUCCAGUCCACUGGAAAUCCAUUUAUUUUUAGACGCUUUAUUGAUGGAAAUGACAAAGUAGCAUCAAAACUUGAAUUUGAUGGGCCUGCAGUUUUCCCUGUAGACCUGAAGCAUCUCCCAAACAUUGCCCACAACUCCCACAAACAAAGCCCACUCCACUGUGUUGCACUUAGGGGCAUCAAGCAAGGACAGGAGCUUUUCUCAAGCUACGACAUGGUUAUUAGCAAAUUUGGUGGAUUAAAAAUUAGGCUUUUAAAAGUUUUAAAACUGGGAGCGAGGGCUAAGGGAACAGAAAAGAAGGAGGAAGUGGAAGAGGUAUUAAGGGAUGAGGAAGAGAAGCAGAGCUUAAAGCUGCACCACAGAGUUCAAUCUUAG